UCGGUGGGAAUAUAAUUUUGUUCACAAAUUCCCAAAGCGGAGAGAGAGAGAGAGAGUGAGAGAGAGAGAAAUGCCUUCCCUUUUUAGGGGAGACGAAGACGAAACCCUAAUUCCCCCAAAUCCACUAUGAAGCGUAUCAUCAGAAUCUCUUUCACCGACGCCGAAGCCACCGAUUCUUCAAGCGACGAAGAAGAGACGGAGAAUCUUGGAGGAGGAGGAUCCCAAACCACUCGCCGCCGUGGUAAGCGUCUCGUCAAGGAGAUCGUAAUCGAUCCUCCCGAUUCCGCCGAUGAUAAACUCGCCGUCUGCAAAACACGGUUCAAAAUCAGGAUCCCGGCUGAAUUUCUCGCGGCGGAGAAGACGAAGGAGAGGAAGAAGUAUCGCGGAGUGAGGCAGAGACCGUGGGGGAAAUGGGUGGCGGAGAUCAGAUGUGGU
Molecule: messenger RNA, 435 nt
Organism: Camelina sativa (false flax)
Lineage: Eukaryota; Viridiplantae; Streptophyta; Magnoliopsida; Brassicales; Brassicaceae
Source: RefSeq, a predicted model, not a curated record